AUGGCGGAUAUCAACGUUGACGAGGUUCUGAAGAACCUCUCCAUGGGAGAGAAGGUUGAUCUCCUUGCAGGCGUCGACUUCUGGCACACCAAGGGCCUUCCCCAGCAUGGGAUCCCUUCGCUGCGUCUCUCAGACGGCCCCAACGGUGUUCGAGGCACCAAAUUCUUCAACGGCGCGAAGGCUGCUUGCUUCCCCUGCGGCACUGCUCUGGGUGCCACAUUCAACCAGAGCCUGCUUCUAGAGGCAGGAAAGAAGAUGGGAGAGGAGGCCAAGGUCAAGGGAGCCCACGUCAUCUUGGGUCCGACUAUCAACAUGCAGCGAGGUCCCCUUGGCGGCAGAGGUUUCGAGUCUCUUGGAGAAGACCCUUUCCUCGCUGGCUUGGGAGCCGCUGCUCUGAUCAAUGGCAUCCAAUCGACUGGUGUUCAGGCCACCAUCAAGCAUUUCGUAUGCAACGAUCACGAGCACAAGCGAAAUGCAGUACAGGCCAUGAUCUCUGAGCGGGCUCUCCGCGAGAUUUAUGCACUGCCGUUCCAGCUGACAGUCCGUGACUCCAACCCUGGAUCGUUCAUGACAGCUUAUAAUGGAGUAAACGGCACUUAUUGCUCAGAGAACCCGAAGCUUCUCGAGCAGAUGCUGCGAGGCGAAUGGGGCUGGAAAGGCAUGGUCAUGAGCGACUGGUAUGGAACCUACACUACUACUGAGGCGGCCAUUGCUGGGCUGGAUCUUGAGAUGCCCGGUCCGCCUCGAUACAGAGGUGAUCCGCUCAAGUUCAGCGUCACUACCGACAAGGUUCGCACCCACAUUCUGGAUCAGCGGGUCAGAACUAUGCUGGAGUUUAUCAAGACCUGUGCCGCUAGUGGCGUCAAGGAGAACGCCCCCGAGGGCACAGCCGAUACUCCUGAAACUGCAGAACUCCUUCGACGCAUCGGAAACGAAGGCAUCGUUCUCAUGAAGAACGAUAACAGUGUUCUGCCCUUGCUAAAGGAUCAAAAGACCCUCGUCAUUGGACCUAAUGCCAAGAUUGCGACCUACCACGGAGGAGGUUCUGCCUCGCUGGAUGCGUACUACGCCAUCACUCCCUUCGAUGGCAUCAGCAGCAAGCUAUCCUCCCCUCCCGACUACACGAUUGGCCAAUACUCUCACAAGCUGCUCCCGCUACUAGGCCUCUCUACCACAUCAACGAAGGGAAAUCAGGGUAUGACGAUGAAGGUCUACCUCGAGAGUCCCGAGGCUUCAGACCGACAAGCGGUUGACGAAUUGGAGUUGCCCAAGACCGAGAUGCUCCUCGUUGAUUACGAGAACCCGAAGAUCAAGUCUGGCCUGUGGUAUGCAACACUCGAAGGCUCUCUCGUGGCGGAUGAGGACUGCACUUGGACGUUCGGUGUCGUUGUCUCUGGAACGGCAAACCUUUACAUCGACGACAAGCUGGUUAUCGACAACACCACGGAGCAGAAGCCAGGCGACGCCUUCUUUGGAAGUGCCACUGCCGAAGAGAAGGCAUUCUACGAGUUCAAGAAAGGCAAGACAUACAAGGUCAAGGUCACGUUCGGAUCAGCACCGACAUCCAAGCUGGGCGGUAGUUCCGUCCUGCUUGCUGGAGGUGCGCUGAGAGUAGGAGGAUGCAAGGUGAUCGAUCCCAAGGCAGAGAUCGCUCAUGCUGUGGCUCUUGCGAAGGACGCGGAGCAGGUCAUUAUCUGUGCCGGACUCAACGCCGAAUGGGAAACCGAAGGCAACGAUCGCAACGACAUGAAGCUCCCUCCCGGUCUGGAUGACCUGAUCGCUGCCGUUGCCAAGGCUAACCCCAAUACUGUCGUCGUCAUGCAGUCUGGCACCCCGGUCGAGAUGCCCUGGAUAGACGACGUCAACGCUCUCAUCCACGCCUGGUAUGGGGGCAACGAGACUGGAAACACGAUCGCUGAUAUCUUGUUCGCCGACGCGUACCCAUCUGGAAAGCUAAGCUUGAGCUUCCCAAUUCGCAACCAGGACAACCCGGCCUUCCUGAACUACCGCACUGAAGGCGGACGCGUUGUCUAUGGAGAGGAUAUCUACAUUGGCUACAGAUACUACGAAUUCGCCGACCGCGAGGUUCUGUUCCCCUUCGGCCACGGCCUGAGCUACACGACCUUUUCCUUCUACGACUUGUCUGUCACAGACGCUGAUGGCAAGUUGACCGUUUCCGUCACGGUCGAGAACACGGGUAUCAUGAAGGGUGCCGAGGUGGCGCAGGUCUACGUCGCUCCGAGGCAGAAGGCCAAGGUUAACCGACCUAUUAAGGAGAUGAAGGGUUUUGCUAAGGUAGAGCUCGCUCCGGGCGAGAGAAAGUUGAUCACGGUCGACAUCUCCACCAAGUACGCGGCCAGCUACUGGGACGAGAUGCGUGACCAAUGGUGUGCGGAGGAAGGCGAGUACGCGGUUAUCGUCAGUAACAGCAGCGCGAUCGACGAGAACAAGGCCCUUCAGGCCUCAUUCAAGGUUCCCGAGACGUUUUGGUGGUCUGGCUUGUGA
Anthostomella pinea is the source of this 2505-nucleotide messenger RNA. The record is from the annotation of a GenBank genome assembly. NCBI's taxonomy places the organism in Eukaryota, Fungi, Ascomycota, Sordariomycetes, Xylariales, Xylariaceae.